This is a messenger RNA of Perkinsus marinus ATCC 50983, 309 nucleotides long. RefSeq lists its product as hypothetical. Lineage: Eukaryota; Perkinsozoa; Perkinsida; Perkinsidae. The record is from RefSeq and is a predicted model, not a curated record. Bases 1 to 309 code for a protein of 102 amino acids. The transcript has 3 exons.
AUGGGCCAUGUUCUGGUCACUAGCUCCAACCGUUAUUCCUGCAUGCUAGGCUAUCCAUCUUACCAAAAGGAGGUAGAAGCCUUCAAUACGGAUCGUUUCGCCGAAGACCUGAUCAAGAAUGCCGUCAAAGCUGGCUUGAAUCCCAAUAAGCUCAUCCUUGUUGUACCGCUACUUGCUAGAUCGAACUACGAGAGCUCAGACAUAGGAUACUCGAAUGCGAUCUACGACCUCGGCGUGGAUCCAAGAGAACACGCUGACGAGAAUAUCGCUACUGUGGACAUAGAAAUCGGUACUGGAUCCUGGCAGUGA